AAAAACUUGGAGAGGAAUUUGUUCGGACCUUUAGUGGAGAUAUGAGAAAGUUUUUCGCGGGGACGUGAAUGCUCUCUACUACACUUCGGCUAUUCUAAAAUAGUUAAAAAAAAAAAAAGCUAAACGUGAGGGUGACGGGAGAUGGGUGUGAAAACGAGAGUGUUGACAGGAAUGCUCUGGAUUAUCUGUGCAUAGAUCACGGUGUGGUGCCAUAGUGGCCCUGUACAGAUGGACAAGAGCGUCUGUUUCGAGAGAACAGUGUGUCUCAAAUAGAACCCAUAGGGUAUGGCCUUAAAUGGCCUUCCUCUUUGUAUUUGGCACCAUCCUGGGACAAUGGGGGGCGUGGCACACCUGAGAACUCGGGGAUAAAAUGCCCCCAGGCACCACCGAGUCUUUAUCAGAGAGCGUGUCUGACCCUUUGCUGUCUCUAACCCCUCUGUGUCGAAUUGAACAUGGCCCCCAAGAAGAAGGAAGAGCCCAAACCAGCAGCUGCGCCUAAACCCCCAGAGCCCGAACCACCCAAGGAGCCUGAGUUUAACCCCGCUGAAGUCCAGAUUGAAUUCACUGCUGAGCAGAUUGAAGAUUUCAAGGAUGCCUUCCAGCUGUUUGACAGGACACCAACCAACGAGAUGAAAAUCACCUUUGCUCAGUGUGGUGAUCUGAUCAGGGCUUUGGGUCAGAACCCCACCAACGCUGAAGUCUUGCAUGUUCUUGGCAAACCCAAACCUGAAGACAUGCAGGUGAAGAUGUUGGAUUUUGACCAGUUCCUGCCCAUGCAUCAGCACAUCUGCAAGGCCAAGGACCGUGGCACAUUUGAGGACUUUGUUGAGGGUCUGAGGGUGUUCGACAAGGAGGGAAAUGGUACAGUGAUGGGUGCUGAGCUCAGACACGUCCUCGCCACUCUUGGUGAGAAGAUGAAGGAAGAUGAGGUGGAGCAGCUGAUGGCAGGCCAGGAAGAUGCAAACGGCUGUAUAAACUAUGAGGCUUUUGUAAAGCACAUAAUGGCUGGUUGAACAGAUGAUGAAGAUACAUCAGUCGAGGAUUCAGAAUGAUUUCAGUUGUUUUUUUGUUGACUUUCACUGACUUGAUCUGUCUCCAUCCAUCUCUCAAACUUUCCCUUUUUAUAUGGCACCGCCGUCUGUUACACCUAAAGUGACUCCAUCAUUCAUCAUGCCUGUUUUUUAUGUGGAUAAAAAAGUAUUAAAUGUCAUGCUUGGUUUAAAAGCCAUCUCUUUGA
Messenger RNA from Triplophysa dalaica, 1237 nucleotides. RefSeq names its product myosin, light chain 13 (gene myl13). Gene Ontology annotation, molecular function: calcium ion binding. Gene Ontology annotation, cellular component: myosin II complex. The record is from RefSeq and is a predicted model, not a curated record. The transcript is spliced from 8 exons. Lineage: Eukaryota; Metazoa; Chordata; Actinopteri; Cypriniformes; Nemacheilidae. The coding region runs from base 453 to 1013 and encodes 186 amino acids.